AUGGAAGCUGAUCUAUCCCACAAAAGGCACUGGAAAAGGAGUGCUUCUGGAAGGGAAAGGAUGGUACGACAGAGCGGAUGGGCUCGCACGGCGCUCUCUGUUGUUAAUUUUAGUCAGAAGACUGGUUUUGGCCCGAACCGACUCUAUCGGAAAGGACUUCACUUCGUCGGGACCGAACCGGACACUUUAAAGUAUCAUUUGCUUCAAAACAAGAAGCCUAGUGAACCGUAUGGGCUUCAGGGCGUUAACCACCUUUUACCAGGAAAAGGUAAAAUCCAUUCCAGAUUACCUGUUAAGGUUCACAUGAAAAAGGACAAAGUAUACGCAUGGUGUUCAUGUGGGUACAGCGGAAAUCAGCCUCUUUGCGACGGAUCCCACAACUCUAUCCUAGUACCAAAUUUGAAAUUGAAACCAGUGCGAUUCAUUCCUGAUGAAGACAUUACUGUUUGGCUGUGCGAUUGUAAACAAACAAACAAUCGACCGUUCUGUGAUGGAUCCCAUAAGAAAAUCGUAGAUAAAAGUAAAACCGAUGGACUUUUUGAUUGA
This is a messenger RNA of Necator americanus (New World hookworm), 546 nucleotides long. RefSeq lists its product as uncharacterized. The transcript has 6 exons. Bases 1 to 546 code for a protein of 181 amino acids. The record is from RefSeq and is a predicted model, not a curated record. Gene Ontology annotation, cellular component: mitochondrion. NCBI's taxonomy places the organism in Eukaryota, Metazoa, Nematoda, Chromadorea, Rhabditida, Ancylostomatidae. Gene Ontology annotation, molecular function: 2 iron, 2 sulfur cluster binding.